CCGCCCUGACACCGCUCUGACACCGCUCCCUCACUCCUCACACAGCCCGGGCCGCUCGCGCGCAGGCGCACCCGGAGCUUCCGGCAGCGCUGCCGUGAAUGGCGGAGCCGGGGGCUGGAGCGGCGGCGGAGCCGGAGGAGCCCGGGGAUGGAUGGACGGAGGAGCCCGGGGAUGGAUGGACGGAGGAGCGGCGGCGGCUGUGGGUGCCGGGCGGGCGCGGGCUGGCGGCCGUGCUGCCCGUUUUCCUUCUCCUGGUGGCGGUCCCGCUGCCCUGUGCAGGCCAGAGCAGCCUGCAGAGCCCAGAGAAUGUGCAGGUGCACGUGGUGAACACCAAUUUCACUCUGAGCUGGGAUUACAACGGGAGCCAUCCCAAUGUGACAUUUUCAGCACAGUUCCAGUGGCUGAGGCUGGAGGACACGGGCUGGCGGGAGCUGCCGGGGUGCCAGGCUGUGGCUGGCAUGGGCUGUGAUUUCUCCUCAGCCAUCUCCGAGUACUACGAUGCCCACUACGUGCGUGUGAGGGCUCAGGCUGGGCCUCUGGUGUCCCCAUGGUCUGCAACCCUGGAGAUAAUGCCAGAAUACGUCGCUCAGAUUGGUCCACCAGGACUGGAAUUGCAGUCCACAAAUGGAAUUGUAAAAGUUAAGGUUUCUCCUCCAGAAGCAAAUCAGAGGAGAAAAAUGUGGAUCAAUGAUCUGAUUUUUAAAUAUAAACUGGUCUUCUGGGAAAAUUCAUCACAUGCUCAGCUUCGGAAUAAAAUAAUUUUCCCUGUUGACACCAUUGAUGAUCUUGCCCCUGACAGCACUUAUUGCUUCAGAGUUCAAGCAAAUCUCCCCAUGGAGGGGAAGCAAGGCUUGUUCAGCCCCGUCAGCUGUGUGAAAACCACCCAGAAAGUGAAAGACCUCCUCUGUGCAACCAACCUGAGUGUCCUGGCCUUGAACAUGAAAUUCCACCUGCUUUGGAAUAACCAGGAAAAGCAGGAAGUGACCUACAACGUGCAGUACCUCCUUGGGUACCUGAAGAAGCUCAAUGAUGAUUACUCAGAAAAGUGGCGCAGUGUCCCCAGGUGUGAGAACAUCACCAGCACCUGGUGCAACUUCUCCUCCAUCAUCAACACUACUGGAUUUUAUUAUCUCCGAGUGCAGGCCAGGCAGGGACACAACAAAUCCUGCUUGUCUGGGGAAGUCAAAGUGGAUCCUCUGAAAACAAAUGGAAUUGGCCCUCCUGGUGUAAGGCUGGACCUCAGUGACACUUUGCUCCACAUCCUUAUUUCUCCUCCAGGAGGAGCUGAGGAUGAGCUCAUGAGGGACAACUAUGACUUGUCCUACAGGAUCCUGUACUGGAAGAAUUCCUCAGCUAAGGAGGAGGAGGUGAAGCAGAAGGAGGUGAAGCAGACCAUAGCCACGGUGUCUGAUGUGUCCCCCUCCACCCUGUACUGUGUCAAAGUCCAGGCCUUCUCAAAGCCCUACAACAAAAGCAGUGCCUACAGCCAGCAGGAAUGCAUCCACACCCCUGCAGGUACGCCUUUGCCUCUGAUCAUUUUUGGGAUUUUCAUGUGUGCCCUGCUGGUUGUCCUGCUGGUGGCUGCCCCUCUGGUUUUUCUGCUCUACCAAGCCUACAACAAAAUCAAAUAUGUGUUCUUCCCCUCCUGCCAGCCCCCCGUGAACAUCGAGGGAUUUGGAGUACAGCUCUUCAGCAGCCCUUACCUGUCAGCUGCAGAGGAGCCAGUGGAAAGUUGCUGUGUGAUUGAAUCCAUGAUCACAGAAGAGGGAAAUCAAAUUGAUUUUACAGAUUGCAAACAUUCCAAACAGAGCAGUCAAGACUCAGGGAAUUAUUCCAAUGACGACAACACUUCUGGGAGCAAAGGAUCCAAAGCACCACUGGAAAAGGAAAUGGUGUAACUUUGGGAAAACAAGAUCCAUUUGUGGGGUUAUCAACCUCACAAACACUUCCAGCUUUUUGUGAUGGAAGUCCCAGCCUAAGGAGGAGACUGUGACAUUUGGGAUCCCGAGGGGGUCUCUGUGACAUUUGGGAUCCCGAGGGGGACUCUGGCAUUUGGGAUCUCUGGGUUUGGGUUCCCAGAGCCACUCUUGCUGGGGGGAUCUCGUCCCCCCUGGCUGGGAAUGUCCCCAGUGUCCCCACCCCACCAGGGCUGUCCCCAUGCAGCAGGAGCAGCUUUGGGCACUUGUGUACUUGAAGCUGCUGAGCUGAACGCAGCCCGUGUGCUCCUCGUCCCUGGGGAGUCACUCCCACAGGGCUCACUCACCAAAGGAAAUCCCUGCUGGACACAAUCCUGGGGAAUUUUCACUUCCAGCCCCUGGGCAGUGCUUGGUCAGCAGGGCCAGAGCUGAAGGUGCCAAGGGAGCAGGAGGAGCAGCAGGGAGGAGGCUGGGAUUCCUCAGGGAUUCUCCAUGGGAUUCCUCAGGGAUUCCCCAUGGGAUUCCUCAGGGAUUCCUCAUGGGAUUCCUCAGGGAUUCCCCAUGGGAUUCCUCAUGAAUUCCUCAGGGAUUUCUCAGGGAUUCUCCAUGGGAUUCCUCAGGGAUUCCUCAUGGGAUUCCUCAGGGAUUCCUCAUGGGUUCCUCACGGCUGUGGCUGGGGUUGCUCCCAGUGCUUGUUCCAUGUCUCACUGCCCCUGGAUCCCUGGCAGUGCCCAGUUCCAGGUUGGACUCUGGGGCUGGGAGCAGCCUGGGACAGUGGGAGCUGUCCCUGCCAUGGCAGGGGUUGGGAUGAGCUUUAGGGUCUCUCCAAACCCAUUCUGGAAUUAGCAGGACCCCAGUGCCAUUGAGGAAAUGCCUUUAGCACAGGGUUUGAGGUCCUGUUUUGCCAAGAGAUUUUCUCUGGCCACCAGGAUGUACUGUAGUGACAUUUCAGUUGCCAUGUUCCAUAUUUUCCAUGCUGACUCUUCCAGAGUAUUUUUUUGUAUUUUUUUUAUGAAGAAACUUUUUAAUGAAGGUUUUUUAGGAAGAAACUGCUUUGGAGUCAGCUGGGUUUGAGCAUCCCGUGGGUUGCUGUUGUUUGUUCUAACUAGGAACUCUUGUUGUUUAUAUAUCCUUUUGUACUUUAAUUUUGAAGAUAUGACCUAAUUUUAUAAAUUUCCUAUCCCCGUGUUCAUUGAAGAACAUAACAAAUAAAUUUUGCACAUUUUCUUCUUA
Molecule: messenger RNA, 3149 nt
Organism: Cinclus cinclus
Lineage: Eukaryota; Metazoa; Chordata; Aves; Passeriformes; Cinclidae
Gene: IFNAR1
Product: interferon alpha and beta receptor subunit 1
Exons: 11
Coding region: 99-1898 (599 amino acids)
Molecular function (GO): protein binding
Source: RefSeq, a predicted model, not a curated record